This is a messenger RNA of Somion occarium, 637 nucleotides long. The record is from the annotation of a GenBank genome assembly. NCBI's taxonomy places the organism in Eukaryota, Fungi, Basidiomycota, Agaricomycetes, Polyporales, Cerrenaceae.
ACACGGGGAAAAUGUUAAAGACAAUUCUGAUGGAAGGAGAUGGACGCAUUGAAAGUAGUCAUUCGACAACGCGGCAUUGUCUUUCAUACAUUCUUCGCCGAAAGAAAGGGAUAGGAGCCAUGAUGAAAGGAAAGUUGCUGAAACAGUUUGGUAAGGUAGUAUGUACAAGAAGCAUCAUAUAUGUCGAACAAGAGAGGGUUCACCAGGAUCCAUCUUCGAAUUCGGCAGUGUCGGCGUUUGAGGUUGAAGAAUUGAAAUCUGAGGGGAAAUGGAAACUACAUGGAGGAUAUGAGAAUGCCGGUGACUUAGAGCAUAACCUGCUUCCAAAAAGAAAGUGGUCAGACGAACUUCCUGAACGCUUCGAAGUAGGACAAGAUAAUCUUGCGAUUGAAUGUCGUCGAAGUCGCGGCGAUCUUGUAAAAGAUCGGGAAAGAUCCUCGCAUGAGUAUGCCCGGAAUGAUUUUAUUCGCUAUCAGCGCGAUGAGCUGGAUGUCGGAGGGGACAUCUCUGUAACGUCGCUAUUUCCAAUCUUAUUCUCUCCGGCGACGAUUAACCCAUAAGGCUGUCUAGUCCUCACCAGUCUGUCCCUCUUCGUAUAUCCCAAACUGCGGAGGAGCAAGAAAGCGAAGUCUGUCGU